AUGGAGUCCAUGUCCUUACAGCAGUAUAUUUGCAAUCUGGAUUUCCAUUCCCUGCCCCGAGUGGUGAAGAUCUGCUCCGGAGUCUACUUCCAAGGGUCUGUUUACGAGAUCUCAGGUAGCGAAUGCUGCUUACCGACAGGAGAACUGAUCAAAAUUGUUGAUGUCCAGCUCCAGAAAGUCAACUGUGAAAGCAUCGAGAAAGAUCACCUUGUGGAGCUGCCGCUGAAUUUUAAAGGUCUCUUUCAGCUCAGUCCAGAUCAGCCACAUAGAACACAAAUGAAGCGUUUCCUUCCGGGGGCCCUCUCCUUCAAAAGAAAACCCUCAACCUGUGACAAACAGCAGUACACACUCCAGGAGAUCUUGCAGUCACCCCCCAUGCAAGGGAAAGCGCUGACAUGCUCGGAAAUUGGCAACAGCAAAUACCAGCUGUGCCCUGUUUAUAAAGUGAAAGCAAUAAUGCAUUUGCGAAAUGAUGUGGUGAGGAUCGACUCGACACUGGACGUUGACGUGGUUGACGUCACCGAGGAGUCUCAGCACAUCCACUUCAUCAAGCCGCUGAUGCUGAGUGAGGUUCUACUGAUGGAUAACGUCCUGCCGGUGCGAGCAGAGAUCCUUGGGGCCUCAGAGGAUGCACCCAUCUUCCACAGCAAGUGGGUCUCCCAGCUCCAACGAGGCUGCAAGAUUCAGGUCCACGGCAAGGUGUCGUCAUGGAAAAUCCUGGCCUCUUCCCGCAAAGGCAGAAGACGCACUUGCCACUUCCUCAUCUCCAGCAGCUACGAGGGCCGUUUUCGUCGCUGCCCGCGCGAGUUCCAAUCAACCUCAGAACUGGCCAGUGGUCUGGGCCUGGCUAAGAAACUGCACGUGGUGGUCACCAAGGACUACGACGGCAGCGAUACGGAGCUUCCACUGUUUGGCAUAGGGGAUCGGCUGGAAGUGCUCAGCCUCAUGAGGGCGGCCAAUCCCUCUGCCAUGGACGCACUCGAAUGCAUCCGGGACAGUGGAGAUGGAGACGCCGAGCGCAUCAAGGUGCCCCUCUUCUUGGAUGCGGGCUUUGUGGAAGAGGUUCGCGACAGCAGGAAGUACAGCCUCCCAGAGGUGGUGGAGCACUUCCAACUGCCCUGCGAGGUCAAGGUCGUGGCCAACAAGGAUGCUCCCGAUCCUCUCAGCUGUGUCUCGGUGCUGACUCUGGAGGCCCAGAUCACAGAGCCUUUUCUCACAGUUAGUCUGGAGGAAGAGCCGUCUGCCACCUUUGAGGUUCCUCCCCAGUGGCUGGACGUGUCUCUGUUCUUCACUGGAGGCCCAGCAAAGCCCAUGCCUCCCUCCAGCAGUCCCAAGGUAGAAGAGCUGACGGAGGCCUUUUACUAUAGCUUGCUAAAGAUGCUGCCGAACAACGCACCUGCUCCUCCAAGGCCCCCUAAGCGGAGCAAUUCAGAGAAGAACAAGCAGUCCCAAAGGACUUCCAGAGAAGGGGGGAGGAAAACAUCAGAACCCACUAAGCUACCUUCUACAGAUUCAAAGGAUAUGUUCCGAGAGACUGCAAAACUUCUGUACCCCAGGACUCUGCAAGCAAGAGCAGAUUCAGAGACUUUGGUUAACCCAAACCAGUAUAGUAUACAGUAUGGACCUCCAAGACCCCAGAAGCCCACUAAAACUUUCAAACAAGCCAUAGAUGCACAUUCCAGUGAUAACUCCGAUCAUGAUUAUGAGGACAUUUGUGAAAGAUUUCAAGAAACUGCUCGCAAAAUGUAA
Molecule: messenger RNA, 1749 nt
Organism: Gekko japonicus
Lineage: Eukaryota; Metazoa; Chordata; Lepidosauria; Squamata; Gekkonidae
Product: protein THEMIS2-like
Exons: 6
Coding region: 1-1749 (582 amino acids)
Biological process (GO): T cell receptor signaling pathway
Source: RefSeq, a predicted model, not a curated record